Messenger RNA from Alternaria atra, 1254 nucleotides. RefSeq lists its product as uncharacterized. NCBI's taxonomy places the organism in Eukaryota, Fungi, Ascomycota, Dothideomycetes, Pleosporales, Pleosporaceae. The transcript has a single exon. The coding region runs from base 1 to 1254 and encodes 417 amino acids. The record is from RefSeq and is a predicted model, not a curated record.
AUGGCUUCGGUAUACAGGAAUUCUUUCAUCACACUUGCGGCGACGGCAUCGCCGGACGGAAGUGGUGGUCUUAUACAACCUCUUAGUAGCCCUACUGCAUGCUUUGAAGUCGAGGAUAUCGGCUGGCGUGCCAGAGAGCAUCUUCAAUGGGACUAUACGGCUCACAACAUGCUGAGGGAACCUCUCAACCGAAGAGCCUGGACUUUACAGGAGGCAUUUCUGUCGCCACGCCUCCUUCACUUCGCCUCUGAUCAGAUGCAUUGGGAAUGCUACUGCCUCAAGGAGUCAGAGGAUGGCCUGAAUGACCUGAGCGACAUUCAAAUGCCAAAGUUCGACGGCGACAAAGUCAGGACAUAUGUCAAAAACGGUGGGAUGUUUUCGCUGCGAGCAACGAUUCGGGCGCACGAGGUGCUCAAGUUCCGAUAUCCCGGGUCGCACGACGAGCACUGGGACAACAUAAUGGAGGACUACACCACACGGCGUUUGACCUACCGGAGAGACAAACUGCCCGCCCUGGCAGGUAUCACACAACGCUUCUUCGAGGUCAAAGACGAUGUUCCAAUCCUCGGAAUGUGGAGACGCUCUUUGCCCAGAAACUUGCUGUGGCAUGUGCGGCGGUUCGCGCAACGACCGUCGGCUGGUUUGUCAAACACUGGCGGCACCCUUCCGUCCUGGACUUUCCUGUCACUUGACGAGCCUGUCAUCAUGAAGCCUUCCUGGGUAGACUCGGGUCGCACAGGUCCUUUUGAGCGUGAAGAGAUUGAGAUCCUCGAAGCUAGUGUGGCUUGGGACGGGUUGGCCAUGACUUCCAGGCUUGCAUCGUCAAAACUCAGAGUUCGGGGCAAGCUCUGCCAGGCUAGAUUGGAUGAUGGUUGCGCGUCGACCCGCGACGAACCGAACAAGUUCCGGAUCGUUCCAUUCGAUGCCAGCAAGGAACAAGAAUUCGAAGACAGCCUUGGUCGUCCCCUGGGAGAGUGCUGGCUCGAUGCUAAACCGGUUGGUGAAGAAGAGCCCAUCUGGUUUCUCAAGCUGGGAAAGAUUGCCGUAAAAGGAGGCAGGUCAGAGAGGAUCACUAUACGUGGUUACAAAGCGGGGGUUCUUGCGCUUCAACUUGUUGCAGAACGGGAAAAUGUGUUUUCUCGGAUCGGGGCGGGCUUCAUCUCGUGGAACUCGCGGUUUGACGAUUGUGCGGAUGGAGACGCCAAAUGUUUCGGCGAAAAGGGCGUCGAGGUUAGAUGUAUCGAAUUGGUCUAG